AUGUCACUCCCUGUCAUAUCCAUUACGCCGUGGAUCACGGACACCUCGACAUCCGAUCUGGAGGAGCGUCUCCAAGUAUCAAAGCAACUGCACAAUGCCUGUGUAGAUUAUGGGUUCUUCUACCUUGAUAUCUCCGACUUUGCUUCUGCAGAAGAGACAAAUGAGCUCGAACGAUUGGCCAGAGAGUUUUUCAAGCUUCCGCAAGCAGUCAAGGAUGAGAUUUCCAUCCAUAAGCAGGACCAUGCCAGAGGAUAUCAGAGAUUAGGGGAGAACAUUACACAGGGAAAGCCCGAUGGGCAAGUAAAGCUCGGAACUUCACCAGAGCAUUUCACCCAUGAAGGUAUUGACUUUUAUGCUCCCGUCGACAAUCCCGAUCCAUCACGUCCGUUGUGGGGCACUAAUCAAUGGCCGGAGAUCUCUGGCUUCCGAACCGAAUAUGAAAGAUGGGUGGAUAAGAUGAAGCAAUUAGGCCUUAUUGUCAUGGAAGCGAUGGCCACAGGACUUGGAAUGGACAAGGAUGAAUGGCAGGAUCUUAGAAGCCAAAUGGAUGAUAGCUUCUGGGUGAUGCGACUCAUUGGAUACCCUCCUCUUCCGAAUGAUCAUGAUGGGUAUUCUUGUGGGGCUCACAAGGACUACGGGUGUUUAACAUUCUUGUAUACCGAUGACACACCCUCCGCUCUCCAGGUAUGGCGUGGUCCAACCAAGGAUGAGGCACAAGGCCGAUGGAUAUAUGCAGACCCGAUUCCGGGCUGUGUCAUCGUUAAUAUAGGUGAGAUGUGGGAAAUUUGGACGAACGGCCUGUACAGGAGUACGCUUCACAGGGUUAUACACCGGGGAAGGGGUUUCAGAGUGUCAAUCCCGUUCUUUUUCGAACCUAAUUUCGACGCGCUCGUCCGGUCCCUCCCCGCCGCUUCCCGCGCACUAGACGCCGCAAACUCGAAAGAAUCAAGUGUCACCAAUAUCAGUGGCAAGAUAUAUGAGCCGGUCAUCUAUGGCGACUUCUUACUUAGUAAAGUAACCAACAACUUUGUGGGGGACAGGAAGGGGAGAUAUAACUAAAUGAGCUCCGACCCAGCAUUGGAAUUGGAAUGCAAGGGACGACAGAGAGAACACAUAGUUCAUCCGUGCUGGACAGUUAAUUAUGCUCUAGUCCAGUAGUGAUGCACAUGAUCGGGGGUCCUUCGGUCGCAUGAAUCGAUGGGUGUCUUUGGAGGCUCAUGUGUUACUUCACUCCAAUAAAGAGUUGUUUCGUGGGUUUGACACCGG
Molecule: messenger RNA, 1266 nt
Organism: Cantharellus anzutake
Lineage: Eukaryota; Fungi; Basidiomycota; Agaricomycetes; Cantharellales; Hydnaceae
Exons: 6
Coding region: 1-1059 (352 amino acids)
Molecular function (GO): dioxygenase activity
Source: RefSeq, a predicted model, not a curated record